CACCUCCCGUGCUCAGCCACAGUUCGUAUAACCCUGACGAUCUCUCGCGCACUCCGAUCCUUACAGUAGACGUAGAUCGAAGGACUAGGGAGGCAGCGACGGUCGAUACCGCAAGACCGAAGUUUUUCGCGCACCGCUCGUUUUUUUUUCCUUUUUUCGCCGUGCCGUUUUGCCUGGCGGUUUCUCGACUGAUUCGACUUUGGAUCGCCUAUUCAGCGAGAUGUUCUCCAAAUCGACUUCGGCGUUGAUCAUUCUGCUGCUCGUCAUCACCGACGCGUUCCGUACUGCGAGAGCGGUCAUCAGCAACGACCGCCACCGUCAGCAACAGAUAUCAAAUAAUGCCGCCAAUAUCUUGGCUUAUGAAAUGGGAGUGAAGAAUUUGCUCGACACACCUCGCGAACAUUACCGACCAAUUACAGAUUGCAUGUUUGUCACUUCAGAGAGCGGACCGUUUACUUAUGUAUCGCGGUCCGAUGACGAAGUCGUUUGCGGCAUAUACUUCUUAACCGAUCCAGACCGCACGGUGGAGAUACAUUUUCACAGUUUCGACGUGCCCUGCGAUCAUCGUGGACUUCUUGCGGUAAUCGACGGCUGGGAAAUGGACGGCGAAAUAUUCCCGAGUGAGGCCGACCAUUCGUUACCGAUAAAAGACAGAGUGAACGAAUUCUGCGGUAAAAGCAGGUGGUACAGGAAAACCUUCACGAGUUCGCAGAACGCGGCGGUUCUUCAAUACAGAAUACCGAUGCGCAACAAGGGUUUCGUCAUAUCUGCCAGAUACCCGAAAAAUUCGAGACCCUGCAAUAUCUUGUCGGUCAGUACGACGGAUCCGUUUACGCUCCGCAAUUAUGGUAGACGGAUUAACUGCACCCUCAUGGCAAUGUAUCCCGGCGCCGUACAAGUAAUUGCGCUCGGAGUCGGCGGUAGCAGUUCGCAGAGCGUUGUUCACACGACCGAGACCGGCACCUUACAUAAAUGCGAUACAAAGAACCCGCGGGAUCAAUUGGAGAUCGGAGGCAGUCGCGGCCUGGAUACAAUGAAACUCGACGUAAUUGACUCCAUUUGCGGCAUCGAUUCCAAGCCAGAUAUAAAAGAAUUCGUGCCGUACGAAGUGACGUCGGUACGAUUAAUAUCGAGCGGUUACUACGAUAACUCGGCGACAAUAAUAAUAAAUCCGAUUGUGAGCGAUGAUCUGCUGGAUCCCGCCUCUGCUUUCUGAAGCGAUUCACUUCGAACAUUUUCGUCAUUGUCUGCCGAGUUGUUUGCUAUUCAUCUUGACAUUAAUUAUUUUAACGAGCGGCCACGUCGAUAUUGUAUUGCAUAAGACUCAUUUCUUCUCCCUCCCUGCCCCCCCCCUCUCUCUCUCCCUCUCUCUAAUGUGUUAUAGUUUAGCGCUUAUUCAGAUAUUUAUAUAAAUAAUUACAGUUCACAUAUUUUACGUAGCGUGCUAAAUGAUAAGGAAAGCAGGAAUUUCAUCAAGACUGAUUAUUCUAAUUGAUUUCCUCUCAUACAUGUAUGUUACUUAAGUGUUGCUUUGUACUGUACUCUAUUAUUUCUGAUUUUUGAAUUUUCUCUUUGCUUUUGGUAGAUGAGAGAUAAGUCUGAGAAGGUUUUUGUUUAAAUAAACAGAAUGAAAUUACGGAAUAUCUGGUUUUAACUGCACGACUAAAUCGUUAAUUUGAUAAAAAUUUUGUGAUUCCUACGUACAUAAUUCGAAUUUAAUACACAUUUUUGUAUUUAAUAACAUAUGCUACGUAAUUAUAAUUGUAUAUUAUAACUGAAAUGAACGCUCGAAUUGUGAAUAAAACAAAUGUGAAGCGGUAGAAAAAGCUUCAUAUGUGUAUUUGUAUUUAUUUAUAUUGAUGAAAAAUCAAAAUGUUUAUAAUAUAUAAUGGAAAUUUUAUGCUGUUUUUAGUUAAGAAUCAUGAUAUAUAUGAUAAUAG
Molecule: messenger RNA, 1940 nt
Organism: Dinoponera quadriceps
Lineage: Eukaryota; Metazoa; Arthropoda; Insecta; Hymenoptera; Formicidae
Gene: crh-BP
Product: corticotropin-releasing factor-binding protein
Exons: 7
Coding region: 221-1216 (331 amino acids)
Biological process (GO): negative regulation of corticotropin-releasing hormone receptor activity; negative regulation of corticotropin secretion; hormone-mediated signaling pathway
Molecular function (GO): corticotropin-releasing hormone binding
Source: RefSeq, a predicted model, not a curated record